UUGGGGAGUUUGGGGGGCGGCCUUUACAAAACCGGUGUUUUAUAUCGGGUUGUUCUUCUGGUCGCUUGAGAGAGAGAAAAAUGGCUUGAAUCGAUCAUUUCCGCCCGUGAAAUCUCCAAACCCCUAGAUUUGUCCGAGUAACGAGUUCAUCUCUCUAUAUUCUAAGUCGUCAAGAAAUUCAAAAAUCAGAUUUCAUAGAACAUUUUUAGACCCACUUUACACAUCAGCCGCAUUAUCUACAUUCGUAACUUGCUGUUACAUACAGCUUAAGUAGAGUAUCUGAAGUUUCAGCACCAGUCGAGACUGUGAGAUUGACAAGAGACAGGGAUACAUAUGCAAAUAUGAUAGAGAAAUUAUCAUGUCAAGUGUGUUUGUGGUGUAUCAGUCCUUUAUACCAUUAAGUUGAUUGCUUAAGGCACUCACCUAGAACAGGCGUGGAGAAGACACUGUAGAACACCUCUCCUCCAAUCUACUUUUGUUCUUUCAGUGGACGCCUUCCUCCGUAACAACUACUGACGACUCAUCCCUUUGGGAGAACGUCUUUGUUUAAUUGUCUAAGCACAUAUGGGGCGUAAAGGGAAUCCUAUUGCAGUAAGACUUGAUGUGAAUCGUAAGUCAGAUUCAAGUUGGUUCAGUGAUUAUUAUUACGGGAAAUUAGUGUAUCAAGAUGUCAAUCUGAGAUCCUAUCUCGGUUCCAUACGUCCACCUACGAAAAAGACCUUUGGCUUUCGUCUCGGAAAGUGUGUUAUUCAACAUUUCCCCAAAGUAACAGUUGUUCAUAACUUUCUUCCACAUCGACCAAAGACACUAGAUCGCAAAUCCACCUCGAAGGGUCAGUGGUGGGCGUUUGGGAAGGUCAAAUCAAUCGAGCACAGUGAUACAGAAGAAAACGAAGUAAGGGAUGCAGGGAAAAGAGUCAAGUCAGUCGCAGCCACCAACCAGAAAAAGAAGCUGGCUAAUGGAUAUCAUGACCAGUCAAAUCCUUUGAGAGAACUUCGAAUCAGCGGGGCCUUAGGACCAAAGGCCGGAAAUGACAUAGCCUUCCUGAGGGAUGACUCCUUCAAAAAAACGGAGUGCUUCAAGUUCUUUUUCCCAGAUAAGUCCAGCUCCUGCGGUAAUCUACUGCAGAGGGUCCCUGCUGUACGCCCUUCCUUGAGUUAUUUGGUGAUGCAUGACUUACUGAAUGCAAAGAAAAGAAUGCAUUUUGAUCCCGUCAUAGCUCUCAAUCAUUUCGUGACACGAGGCGCAGCUGAACCAUCUACGAUAGAGGGAUCAGAAGGAGGGAGAUUAGAUCAGAGAAUACGUUCUCGCAUCGCUUUUUUGGUAGAAAACUCGAGCAGCAAGUCCUUGAGUGAAGGCAAGUUGACCCACUUCAUUCGCCAAGCUAAUGAUCUUCGUUACGUGGGAACAAGAAAAAACAGUAUCUCACUCUUCCCUUUCUUCGGUGCUACCUUUUUUUUCCUAAGGGAUGGAGUGUAUAAGAAGCAUUUGAUUGAGGAUUCUCGGGAACAAUUCCUAGGUCAAUUAAGAACCAAAUGUUGGAACCUCUUGGGUAAAGAGGUGAAAUUGAUAGACAAAGUCGUAGAACAGGGUGAAGUUGGAGAAUUGCUCAAGGGAGUCGAGAUGAUGACAGAGAUCAUCCUGAGAAACAGAAGAAUUCCUUAUGGGUACAACUCUUAUUUGAAUGAAUUGGAAAAAAUGCGAUCUUUUGUGUCUGAUAGAACUGGGGCUCAUACGCUGAUUGAGUCGGUGAAGAUCAAAUCCGUCUAUCAAAGUGCUUCUCUGAUUGCCCAAGACAUAGCUUUUCAAAUGAUGAACAGAAAAAGAACAUUCCGCUCCAUCUUUGGUCAAAUAGUAAAGGAAAUUCCAUUAGUCAUGCCAAAAGGGGUAGAUGGGAUUCGUGUUUGUGUUUCAGGUCGAUUAAGAGGUGCGGAAAUAGCUAGAAGUGAAUGCGGGAAGUAUGGAAAGACAUCUUGUAAUGUAUUUAACCAGAAAAUCGACUAUGCUUUGUCAGAAGUUUCUACUCGUUACGGAAUUUUAGGUGUCAAAGUGUGGAUCUCAUAUAGCCAAAGGAAGUAAGAAAGGGAUCAUUCCACAAUGCUGAAUAAUAAGUGAGAAUCAAGAAGGUUCAGUGGCAACUACGACUAUGCAACCUGGAACUGGAGCUUUUGGAACGAGGAGCACACUUUAUCAGAAUUGACAAGGUCAUCAACUAAAUACUUUAUUGCAGAUUGGACUCUCUGGGCAUGUUGCAUAGUGGUAGCGUAGGAUACAAUGAGAAGAUUGCUCAAUUUCUCCUGGGCUAUAUAUUAACUCCUACAAGUCCGACCCUGCCUAAAACUGAACUUGAUCAUCAUCUAAUUCACUUUCAAAUCGAUUCCUCUGGCAAAAAAGAGAAUCUCGGUGACCUAUUUUCUUCUUAUCUACUGUUUUAAGUUUAUAAUGUAGUUUGGGUGGUUGCAGUGCUCCUGCUCACUUCCAGAAAUUUUCCCUUUUAAGGUUUUCAGUUUUCCUCUGGUCUCUUUCAUGCGUUUUGUUAUCUUGGUACUGCAGAAAUCAGACUUCCCUUGAGAGAUUUGUGGCAAUUUUUGGUAACGGCUAUUUUUUUAUUUUUUUUGUCA
Messenger RNA from Papaver somniferum (opium poppy), 2621 nucleotides. RefSeq names its product ribosomal protein S3, mitochondrial-like. The transcript has 6 exons. The coding region runs from base 565 to 2079 and encodes 504 amino acids. NCBI's taxonomy places the organism in Eukaryota, Viridiplantae, Streptophyta, Magnoliopsida, Ranunculales, Papaveraceae. Gene Ontology annotation, molecular function: RNA binding; structural constituent of ribosome. Gene Ontology annotation, biological process: translation. The record is from RefSeq and is a predicted model, not a curated record.